AUGUCGCUCUUGUCGCCCGAGAUCCACGCAGAGCUCACCCAGCUCCUGCAGGCUCUCCAGUCCCCCGAAAAUGCCAUCCGUUCGCAGGCUGAGGAGCAUCUCCAGAACAACUGGACAAACACCCGCCCGGAGGUUCUUCUCAUGGGACUCGCAGAGCAGACCCAGGUCAUCCAAGAUGCUGGCACACGGACAUUCUCCGCCGUUCUCUUCCGUCGAAUUGCCUCGAAAACCCGAAAAGUAGAAUCCGGGGCCAACCUGGACAUGUUCAUUUCCUUGUCCGCUGAGCAGGCCCACGCCAUCCGUCAGAAGCUCCUCGAGACGCUCGGGCUCGAGACUGACCGCAAUGUCCGCAACAAGAUCAGCCAUGCUGUGGCAGAGGUCGCACGCCAGUACACAGAGAAUAACGACCCCUGGCCUGAGCUGCUCAGCGCUCUCUUUCAACUUAGCCAGGCAGCCGAUCCCGAGAAGCGAGACUGCGCGUUCCGUGUCUUCGCAACGACGCCCGCCAUCAUCGAGAAACAACAUGAGAGCAUGGUCCUCGAGGCUUUCCAGAAGGGCUUCAAUGAUGAUGCCGUGCUUGUCCGUCUUGCCGCCAUGGAGGCUUUCGCUGCCUUCUUCCGCACUCUCGGAAAGAAGGCACAGGCCAAGUACUACGACCUUAUCCCGAGCGUCCUCAACAUCCUGCCGCCUAUCAAAGACUCCCAAGACUCAGAUGACUUGAGUAAGGCUCUUGUUGCCCUUAUCGACCUUGCCGAAGCCGCCCCCAAGAUGUUCAAGCCCAUGUUCUCCAAUCUUGUGCAGUUCAGUAUCUCCGUCAUCCAGGACAAGGAGCUGGACAAUGUCUGCAGGCAGAAUGCACUCGAGCUUAUGGCCACAUUUGCCGACUAUGCGCCAUCCAUGUGCCGCAAGGAUAGUUCUUACACGAACGAUAUGAUUACACAAUGUCUUAGCCUUAUGACUGAUCUGGGCGAGGACGAUGACGAUGCCACCGAAUGGCUGGAAUCUGACGAUCUCGAUCAGGACGAGAGCGACCAGAACCACGUGGCUGGAGAGCAGACCAUGGACAGACUGGCCAACAAAUUGGGUGGUCAGACCAUCCUCGCUCCUACCUUCAACUGGCUUCCUAGGAUGAUGACGUCCAUGGCCUGGCGCGACCGCCACGCAGCACUCAUGGCCAUCUCUGCCAUUUCGGAGGGCUGCCGCGAUCUUAUGAUUGGCGAGCUCAGCCAGGUCCUGGACCUUGUAAUUCCUGCCCUGGGCGACCCCCACCCUCGCGUGCGGUGGGCUGGCUGCAACGCCCUGGGCCAGAUGAGCACCGACUUCGCACCCAAGAUGCAGACUGACUACUACGACCGCGUCCUCAAGGCCAUCAUCCCCGUCCUCGGAUCCCCCGAGGGCCGUGUUAAAUCCCACGCCGCGGCUGCGCUGGUCAACUUCUGCGAGGAAGCCGAGAAAUCGGUUCUGGAGCCGUACCUCGACGAUCUCCUGUCCCAUCUCUUCCAGCUCCUCCAGAGCGAGCAGCGCUACGUCCAGGAGCAGGCUCUGUCCACCAUUGCAACGAUUGCCGACGCCGCCGAAGCUGCCUUCUCCAAGUACUAUGACACGUUGAUGCCCCUCCUUGUCAACGUCCUGCAGAACCAGGGCGAGAAGGAGUACAGGCUCCUGCGUGCCAAGGCCAUGGAGUGUGCGACUUUGAUUGCCCUUGCCGUCGGGAAGGAGCGUCUCGGCCAGGAUGCUAUGACUCUGGUUAACCUCCUUGCCAGCAUCCAGGCCAACAUCACUGACUCUGAUGACCCCCAGGCGCAGUACCUCAUGCACUGCUGGGGCCGCAUGUGCCGUGUUCUGGGAACCGACUUCCUUCCCUUCCUGGACAAUGUCAUGCCGCCGCUGCUUGAGCUCGCAACGGCCAAGGCUGACAUCCAGCUUCUCGAUGACGAUGAGCAGGUUGAGGCGAUGCACAACGAGGAGGGCUGGGAGCUGGUCCCACUCAAGGGCAAGAUGAUCGGUAUCCGCACGAGUACCAUGGAUGACAAGCACAUGGCCAUUGAGCUCCUUGUCGUUUACGCCCAGGUUCUCGAGGGAACCUUUGCGCCCUACGUUGCCAACAUCAUGGAGAAGGUUGCCUUGCCUGGACUUGCCUUCUUCUUCCACGAUCCCGUGCGGUACAUCUCUGCCAAGCUGGUGCCUCAGCUCCUGAGCUGCUACAAGAAGGCGUACGGAUCGCCGUCGAAUGAGCUUGUAGGCCUGUGGGUGGCGUCUGUCGACAAGCUCCUCGAGGUUCUCUCCGCUGAGCCCGCUAUUGAUACGCUUGCCGAGAUGUACCAGUGCUUCUACGAGUCGGUCGAGGUUCUCGGCAAGGACUGCCUCAACGCUGACCGCAUGUCUCGGUUCAUCGACUCUGUUAACUCAGCACUUGAGGACUACAAGGACCGCGUGAACCAACGUGCCGAGGACAAGGAAGGUGCUGGCGCCGAGGACGCCGAGGACGAGACGGAGGAGACCCUCAUGGCUAUCGAGGACGACCAGACUCUUCUCUCGGAUAUGAACAAGGCCUUCCACUCAGUCUUCAAGUACCACGGUGUGGCAUUCCUGCCCGCCUGGGAGCGUCUGAUGCCGACGUACGAGAGCUUUCUGCGAUCGCCCGACCCGACGCAGCGACAGUGGGGCCUGUGCAUCAUGGACGAUGUCCUCGAGUACUGCGGACCCGAGAGUAUCCGGUACGCCAACUACAUCAGCCAGCCCCUUGUCGACGGCUGCAGGGACCCCUCGCCGGCCAUCCGCCAGGCGGCGGCCUAUGGCAUCGGUGUCGCCGCUCACCGAGGUGGCGCCCCCUGGUCGGAGUUCUUGAGCAGCUCGAUGCCGUUCCUGUUCCAGGUGACGCAGGUGCCUGACGCGCGCAACGACGACAAUGUGUACGCGACGGAGAAUGCCUGCGCGGCUAUUGCCAAGAUCCUGCACUUCAACGCUUCCAGCGUGGGUGACGCUCAGCAAAUUGUCCCGCAGUGGCUGGCUACCCUUCCUGUCACUAACGAUGAGGAGGCUGCCCCCUACGCGUAUGCGUACCUGGCGGAAUUGAUGAACCAGCGCCACGCGUCCGUCGUCAACGAGGCCAGCAAGGUCUUCGUCUUUGUCGCCCAGGCUCUUGAGACCGAGGCACUACAGGGCCAGACGGCGACUCGUGUUGCCGCCGCCACCAAGACGCUCCUGCAGACGUCCAGCACGGAUCCGACGCCUCUUCUGAGGCAAUUUUCACCUGAGGCGCAACAGACUAUUAUGGGAUACUUUGCAUAA
Messenger RNA from Geosmithia morbida, 3291 nucleotides. Its product is annotated as importin-5. Bases 1 to 3291 code for a protein of 1096 amino acids. The record is from RefSeq and is a predicted model, not a curated record. Gene Ontology annotation, molecular function: nuclear import signal receptor activity. Gene Ontology annotation, biological process: protein import into nucleus. The transcript is spliced from 6 exons. Gene Ontology annotation, cellular component: cytoplasm; nucleus. Lineage: Eukaryota; Fungi; Ascomycota; Sordariomycetes; Hypocreales; Bionectriaceae.